AGGGAGGGAGACGACAAUAAUCAAAUAUAUGGGAGCCAAAUUUCCUUGGGUCUGCAGGAGCAUCCUGCAAAAAAAAAAAAAAAAAAAAAAAAAAAAAAAAAAAAACGGGGCCUCUCCCGAUUCCACAGCCACACAUGGGCAUCGAUAUACGACUGAUGUAGCCCCAUUUAUUUUUCAAACCACGGAGUAGAUCUAAGAAACGUAGAGUCCUAUUCCUGUGUAUUGAUAUAUUUAUGUUAACUGCAGCAGGAAUCAAGUUUAUUUGGUGUAUUUGUUUAGAAUGGAACACGCUGAAGCAGGCCCUGUAAGAAAAAGGGAAACUUAAGGAUGCUGGAGCAGAACAAUGGAUUUCUCCUUCUCUUUCAUGCAAGGGAUCAUGGGAAACACAAUUCAGCAACCCCCUCAGCUUAUUGACUCCGCUAACAUCAGACAGGAGGAUGUCUAUGAAGCCAUCAGUGACCCAGGAGAUGAUGGAGGACAGCAAAACUUUGAGUCUCCUUUGGAGUCAGGCUUUCCUUACCCUGCUGAAGACCUCCCAGUCAUUACAAACGGCUACCCGACCGGCGUAGGUACCUAUGAGCAACAUGCCAAGUUUUCCUUGUACUCACAGUUCCCCAAUGGCUCAGCUAAUGGCUACGGAGCCAUACGAAACUAUGGGGAUCACGGGUUGUUGCUUGGUGAGGGUACAGUAUUGAGACCUCCAGUGGUCCAUGAGAAGCCUCCAAGCCACAUCUCACCUCCACCUCAUCCCCAUCAUCACCACCAGCCUCAUCAUCCUCCUCACCAUCACCACCAUCAUCAGCAACAGCAACACCAACAUCAUCCACAUAACCCAUCACUGUUACCUCACCACCAUCACCCGCCUCCUGCCUCUCACCUAAUGCCUCAAGUCUUACCACCUCCUCCUCCAUUGCUCUUGCCCUCUUCGCCACCCCUCCUGUCACCUCAAGAUAGCACCGUCUCUAACCCCAUUGCGCAAUCCACCAACACUCCCAAAAAGACCAGCUCCCCAGAGAUCAAAAUAAAGAUCAUUAAGACCUACCAGAAUGGCAGGGAGCUGUUCGAAUCCUCACUGUGCGGGGAUCUCCUGCAAGAGUUUCAGGCCGGUGAGCCUUCCAGGAGAAGACAUGAGCAGAAGAAGGAAAAGAGGAAAAAGAGAAGCAGCAGACAUGGUGCCGGUCAAGAAGAGGAUAGCCAGCAGCCAUGCAGAGGCAUGGAGGAGUGCUCAGGGGUGGUUCACAACUCCACACAACCCAACGAAGGUCAUAUUGCAUUCAGAGAAGAGCAACCUUCUUCAGCCCUUAAAACCCCCAAAGCUGAACUGAAGGAACAGAUAGUUGAAAAGCACUUUCCUUCGGUCAUCACUAGCACUGGCUCUUGUCAAGAGUAUGAGAUCGGUGACUUGGUGUGGGCUAAGGUUGGGACGUAUCCUUGGUGGCCGUGCAUGGUGUCAUCAGACCCUCAGUCAAAUGUUCAUAUACGUCUUAAUAAAAGAGGUGUUAAGGAAUACCACGUGCAGUUCUUUGGCAGUGUCCCUGAGAGGGCCUGGAUCCAUGAGAAGAGAAUUGUGGUGUACAAGGGUGAGAGCCAGUUCGAUGAGUUGCAAGCAGAAACACUCCGGAAAGCAACCAACCCAACCGAGAAACAAAAGUUGCUGAAGCCUCAGUCCCAGAAGGAGCGUGCCCAAUGGGAAGUGGGUGUGGGUCACGCAGAAGCUGCUCUGCAGAUGACACGAGAAGAACGCAAUGAGAACUAUACCUUCAUCUACAUUGACAAGGAUCCUAGUUCUGCUGCUCCUGCUGCCGACACUGUGUCCCCACCUAGGGUGACUGCUAAAAACUGUCCCGAACGCAAGCAGAGACGCUCUAAAGGCAGUGCUGGAGUGAAAGAAGAGCCCAUACCUCGUCGCCAGCAGCCACGGAGGCAGUGCAGCAUCAAUAGUAGUGGGGAAACAUCAUCUCCCAAUCAGGGAGAGGAUGAUAUGGACCAAGAGCAACCCUGCAGCCCUGCAAAACCUGACCCCCAUCCGAAGGAACCCUCUCCACCUCCAGUCAGGACGCCCUGGAAGACCGCCGCAGCCCGCAAGCUCCUCCCACUCUCCAUUACUAUGAAGAAACUCAACGUGGAAAUCAUCAAAUGUGACUGGCAGCUCCCAAAGCAAAAGCUGGACUUACCUGAGAAGACGGAGAGUGAGGAGACGCCCAGCGAACAGGUUCAGUCACCUGAGGACUCCAGUGAUAAGGCAGAGGCAGAGACAUGUUCCAGUGAAGAAGAGCGAGCUGCGUCUCCCUCAGCCUGGAGUGACCAGGAAAGCACAGAGCAAACCACAGAGAGAAAGCAGCAGCGGCGAUCUGUACGAAGCCGCUCUGAGUCAGAGAAGACUGUGGAACCAGUGCCAAAAAAGAAAGUGAAGAAAGAACAGGCUGAAGCAGCACCUCAGAUGGAUUUCAAAACAGGGUCGCAAAAAGGUGCCAGUGAGAUCUCCGACUCAUGUAAGCCACUGAAGAAACGCAGCAGGGCAUCUACUGAUGUGGAGAUGGCCAGCUCACUGUACAGAGACACUUCUGACUCUGACUCCAGAGGUCUCAAUGAUCCACAGACUGGAUUCGGGAAGCGCUCGGACAGUCCGGCUGCAGUGGAUGCUGACGGAUCUGAUGCACAGUCCGUGGACUCCAGCCUGUCUCGUCAAGGAGGAAGUUCCUCAAAAAAGGACACAGUCUGUCACGUCUGCGAAACAUUCGGGGAUUCUCUGGUGAGCUGUGAGGGAGACUGUAACAGACUGUUUCAUCCCGAGUGUAUUGGAUCUAACAGUGGAACAGAGGGAGAACUCCUUUGUCAGGAGUGUAAGACAGGUUCCCACCCUUGUUUCUCCUGCAAGGUCAUGGAGGGUGAUAUGAAGCGGUGCUCAGUGAAUGGCUGUGGCCGGUAUUACCACGAAACCUGUGCCCGCAAGUUCCCCGGCACCAACACCGACACUAGAGGCCUCCGCUGCCCUCAGCACAGCUGUGCCACAUGCUGUCUCGACAGAGACCUUCACAAAGCGUGCAAAGGCCGCAUGAUGCGUUGCAUCCGCUGUCCGGUGGCGUAUCACACAGGAGACGGUUGUGUGGCGGCUGGCAGUCUGUUGAUAACACCCCACAUCAUCAUAUGUAGCAACCACUCCAGUGCCAGGAGGAACGGACACUGUUCCUCACCUGUAAACGUAGGCUGGUGUUUCAUCUGCGCUCGAGGGCUUUUAGUGCACGACCAUACUGACACCAUAUUAAGUUCAUAUACCUUUAAGUCGCACUACCUUCUGACUGAGUCAAAUCGUGCUGAGUUGAUGAAAUUACCUAUGAUUCCUUCUUCUUCGUCAGCUACCAAAAAGAAUAUUGGGAAAGGAGGAAGACUGUUGUGUUGCGAGGCCUGUCCCGCCUCGUUCCACCCCGAGUGCUUGCACAUGGAGAUGCCAGAGGGGACAUGGCUGUGUGGGGAAUGCAGAGCGGGCAGGAAGCCCCACUAUAAGCAGAUAGUCUGGGUCAAGCUGGGCAAUUACAGGUGGUGGCCAGCCGAGAUAUGCAACCCUCGUCUGGUUCCCUCCAACAUCCAGAGCCUGAAGCAUGACGUUGGCGACUUUCCAGUCUUUUUCUUUGGCUCCCAUGACUAUUACUGGAUAAACCAGGGAAGAGUUUUCCCAUAUGUUGAGAGUGAUAGGAACUUUGCAGAGGGACAAGUUGGCGUCAAUAAGACAUUUAAAAAAGCCCUUGAGGAGGCAGCUAAAAGGUUCCAGGAGCUAAAAGCACAGCGAGAAACUAAGGAGGCCCUCGAACAGGAGCGCAACUCUCGGAGACCUCCACCAUACAAACUUAUCAAGUCCAAUAAGCCAGUUGGGAAGGUGCAGGUGCACGUCGCUGACCUCUCAGAGAUCCCCCGAUGUAACUGUAAACCCACAGAUGAGCGUCCGUGCAGCCAGGACUCUCAGUGCCUGAACCGCAUGCUGCAGUAUGAAUGCCACCCGCAGGUCUGUCCCGCAGGGGACCGCUGUCACAACCAGUGCUUCUCCAAACGCCUCUACCCCGACACUGAGGUCAUUAAGACCAGCGGCCGAGGAUGGGGUCUAAUGACCAAGCAGGACCUUAAAAAGGGUGACUUUGUCAUCGAGUAUGUCGGCGAACUGAUCGACUCCGAAGAGUGCAAGCAACGAAUAAGACAUGCCAAUGAGAAUCAUGUGACCAACUUUUACAUGCUGACCCUCACAAAGGACCGUGUGAUUGAUGCUGGACCCAAAGGGAACUUGUCACGCUUUAUGAACCACAGCUGCAGUCCUAACUGUGAGACUCAGAAGUGGACUGUGAAUGGAGAUGUGCGGAUAGGGCUCUUUACCCUGUGUGAUAUCGCUGCAGACACUGAGCUGACCUUUAAUUACAACCUGGACUGUCUGGGUAAUGGGAGGACAUCAUGCCACUGUGGGUCCGAGAACUGCAGUGGUUUUCUUGGAGUCAAGCCCAAGAGUGCAGUGGUUAUGGAGAGAGAAGAGAAGGUGCGCAACGCCAAGCUCAAGCCCAAGAAGCGCAAGCUGAAGACAGAGAGCAAACAGACCCACGAGUAUUACUGCUACAGCUGUGGAGAGGGAGGAGAGCUGGUCAUGUGCGACAAAAAUGAUUGUCCGAAGGCCUACCAUCUCCUCUGCCUCAACCUGACCAAACCUCCAUACGGGCGAUGGGAAUGCCCCUGGCAUCAGUGCAGCGUAUGUCAGCGCAAUGCCACCUCCUUCUGCCACUUCUGCCCCGCCUCCUUCUGUCGAGCGCAUGAGAGAGGACAGCUGGUAGUGUCUGCCCUCGACAACCAGCCCUGCUGCUCAAACCACGACCCCCAGAGACCCUUAGGGCCUCAGGCUAGCCCUAGCCAGGUCCCUGUAAAGAAGGAAGUCCUAGAACCCGGAGAGGAGGGUGACGGCAAUGAGGAGGAAGAGGACGACAACGAAGAGGACGAGGGAGAAUGAUUGGGCCAAAGCACAGAGGAAGCAUUGAAAACAACAUCAAAGUGCAUGAAACUUCAAACUACAACAAACCGUAGAGUAGAUACAUGCAGCUAGGUGGACUUUAUAAACUGGUUUGAUUCAUUCCAAAUCUACAGCAGCUGGUAUGAAUUUUUCCAACAUACGACCUCAUGACAAAUUCAUACAGGCUUAUUUAACAAUGUAAGCUACUCAUUUCUGGUUUUAUAAGCAAAGUUUCACAGCUAAUUCUCACUGUUUUCCAGACGUGCACCAUUUAGGCAAAAACCUCUGUUACAAACAAUGCCUUUCAGCGGCAAAGUUGGUUCUCACAUCUAUGGUACUCAAAAACACUCCAUAAACACUUUAAACCAAGAACUUUAUGUACCUCAUGUAAAUAGCAAAGACUGUUGAAAUAUGCGUCGGGCCUCACCGGUAGGAUUUCACUACAUUUCUGAACAUGAACCUGUCGUGGUAAUACCCCCAACACCCCCCCCCCCCCCCAAAAAAAAAACCCAGAGAGUAAUUCAAAACACAUACGAGGUUUGUUCAAAUGCCGCCCUAUUCCAGUGAAUUUGUGAUUUGUAAGAUAUAUAAUCAUUAAUAUAUUUAUGUCAAUGUUUACAUCCAUUCACAAUGUACAGUAUUAUUCGUCUGUAUUAGUCAAUUUGAUAUCACUAAUUGUAUUGUAAAUGUGCCCUUUUUGUCAGCAAAACUGCAUUAUUGCUUGGCCGAUACUGUAUUGCCGUCAUCUUUCGGUCCUUCGAGUGACAACGCAGCAUAAUUCAGAAUUAUAAGUGUUAGAAAUAACUAUCAGUCACCCGAGAAGAUCAGUUCUGACGUGUACAAACGAUAGCGUUUGAUGGUGUAGAGUUAAGCCACAUAAUCUCCAACACUGCCAUGUGUCUUAAACAAAUAUUUACCAUUGUGAGUAUCGAACAGGUGCCAGUGUGUAUAUCAACUAAGAGAAAUCCAUAUCAUGUUUCUGAGCAGGGCUUGUUGGGAGACUGCCAGUACGAUCUUUAAUCAACGUGGUUUUUCUUUUUUUCUCAAUCUUUUUCUGUUUACGAAUUGUUUACGAGUGUAAAAAUAAUCAGUUUUCUUUUAUGUUUUGUUUUCAGUAGUUGAGAUUCAUAUUGCUGUACAGUCGAGACUCAUUUUAAAGGUAUCAAUUGUACCUUAACCUGCACACUUUGGUUUAUCUCCUUUACGAUUGGUUACGUUCGGUUGUAUUAACACGUGUUUCUUCGCUAAAACCGAACUGUCAUGUAACGUGGGAGGGCUGUAUGAUUUACGGCAGAGUGUAGCAUAAUCCCUCUCUGUGACUGUACUUGAUGUGAAUCUACUUAACUCCGUAGCGCUGAUGCCUGUGCUGUAAAGUGAAGCUGUUACUCUCUUGUUACUGGUAGCUGUGCGGCCGUGCACGGAUGAAGAAUCGAUCUCGACGCCUUCGGCACAUGGGCUUUGUAUACAUACUUAUUAGUCAUUUCACAUUACGUUUUUAUAGACCACAGUACAAGUAUUAUGGCACCACCAGUAUGUUUGUCACUUUAUGGAAAGGAGGGAAAGUGCUGCAAGUUUUCAUUUUACUUGAAUCUUGUCCAUUUUGCCUUUGUUAAAGUCUGUAUUUGUUUUUGUCUCGCAAUGGAGUGUUAUUUGUGGAUGUCUGUAUGGAUUCUUGCAUCCGACGGCAAAUUUAAGGAAUUCUGACGAUUUGACUGCCAAACUGAGAUUUGUAUGUUUAUGAAAAUACUGUAUGCUGUUACUUGCAUCUGCAUCUUUGAAAACAUGGAAGGCAUUUUGGGUCUCUUUUGUAUAGAAGCCUGUUUCUGUCAUAGAAUAAAACGUUUAACUGUGACUUUUUAUCUCAUAGUUUGGAAUGUUGUUUAUUAGUUUAUUAGUUUAUAAGUAUGACUUUUUUUUUUUUUUUAACAAAGUCAGAAUUAUAAGAUUUAAAAAAAAUCACAAUUACCUUUUUUAUUUUAUUGUUCUGUGGCAGAAAAAGGUUUAUGUAAUUUUGUGUUUAUGUUCCGAUAUGUUAUAUUUUUAUAGUUUACAUUUAUUUUUAUAUAGCUUCCUUUUAUUUUUUUUUAGAAGUUGUAGGCACUUUUGUUCCUGAAUCGCCAAUGUUUGCCCUAAUGUUUAUAAUGUAAAAUAUCAAGAAAAUGCAUUUGGCAGAAUGCAAAGCACGUUUUGCCUGGUCUCUGUCAGUACUAUAAUUUUUUACUUAUUCUAUCAUUUGUAUUUUCUUUAUUUGGCCUUCAUUUACAUGUUUAAUCAGAUACAGAUGAUCACUAGGAAUUACCAAUGACCUUUUCUGGAAUGGCUUGUUUGAACCCCCGUGGAAAUUUCAUUUUCUUAAGCGACAUUUGUUUAUGCAGUGGUUCAAUCACUGAUCUGACUGUGAUGGAUUUGUUGCUAUAUCGAUUAAGCCACAUCAGAUGUUAAAAGUGUAUUACCUCCAUUGAUUCCAGUGUUUGGUGUCAGUGCACUGUACUUUGUGUACAUUUUUUGUGUAUUUGAAGGUGUUAUUCUCAUUUUGUGCUAUCCGAGCAUGUUCUUUGUGUUGCUUAACUAAAUUUACUAAAGGUGGUGUCCUACCAGCUUACACUUUGAUUUCUGUGUAUUGAUUUCACAUUCCUGUUUACUAAUUCUUGCUACUGAGUUACAGAGUUUGUGUAAAGAUUAAUGUGAUAUUGUAAAAUUUUUCACCAUGCACAUUGAAUCACAUCACACACUCCAACUGAAUAAAACAUAUCCUAAAUGAUA
This is a messenger RNA of Carassius gibelio (silver crucian carp), 7744 nucleotides long. RefSeq names its product histone-lysine N-methyltransferase NSD3. The transcript has 23 exons. NCBI's taxonomy places the organism in Eukaryota, Metazoa, Chordata, Actinopteri, Cypriniformes, Cyprinidae. Gene Ontology annotation, biological process: regulation of DNA-templated transcription. The coding region runs from base 344 to 4981 and encodes 1545 amino acids. Gene Ontology annotation, molecular function: histone H3K36 methyltransferase activity; protein binding. The record is from RefSeq and is a predicted model, not a curated record. Gene Ontology annotation, cellular component: nucleus; chromatin.